GACCUCGUAGCCGGCUACGAGGUGGAUAGAUCGAGUGGCGGGGUAUUCUGCAAUUGUGCCGACUUUUGGGUAGACAGUCAUAUUUGAAUGAAUGUAUUUGGUACUUUUUGGUAGGCUACUCACAAAUUUACUCAGACUGGGACCGUCAUGACCCAUAAGCUUGAAUGGGAGUUACGCCAACGUGAGGAAGAAAUCGCUGAGCUCCAGAAGGCCCUGAGUGACAUGCAGGUUUAUCUCUUCCAGGAGAGAGAUCAUGUCUUAAGGCUCUUUGCUGAAAAUGACCGCCUGAAGAUACAAGAACUGGAAGAUAGAAAAAGAAUCCAGCAUCUGUUAUCAUUAUCAAGCCCAUCAGGUCCUGAAGUGACAUACUUCCACAAAGAACCAUCAACGCGGGCAAUUGUCACACAGAAACACCCACAAAAGAGACAUCCACAUGCAGAGGGUGAAAUAUUGGGUUUAAAAGCCGAAGUGCCAAGCAGACCACAGAACAACAGAACACGGAGGAAUGCACAACACAGAGUUACUGCUAAC
Messenger RNA from Patiria miniata (bat star), 531 nucleotides. RefSeq names its product coiled-coil domain-containing protein 77-like. Lineage: Eukaryota; Metazoa; Echinodermata; Asteroidea; Valvatida; Asterinidae. The record is from RefSeq and is a predicted model, not a curated record. The annotation marks the transcript as partial. Gene Ontology annotation, cellular component: centrosome. The transcript has 4 exons.